AUGGCAUCCCUUACCACCACCUCGUGUGAACAUGGAACGUCCAGCAGCAACCCCAUAUUAAAGAGGAAGAGGAGGAUCCACAGCCCCCCCCACAUGAAAGAGGAAGAGGAGGAAGUGUGGAUGAGUCAGGAGGGAGAGUGUCCUGUAGGGCAGGAGGAGGCUGAUGUCAGCAAGUUUCCACUGACUGUUGUCUCUGUGAAGACUGAAGAGCAUGAAGACAAACCACCUGAGUCCUCACAGCUUCAUCACAGUCCAAACGUCCAGCAGGUGUCAGCAGAGAGUCAAGAAGAGAUUCCCUCUAAGCAGCAGGAGUGGAGCUCCAGUGUGGGACAGAAGGAGCUACAGACCCCCUCCCACAUUAAAGAGGAAGAGGAGGAACUGUGGGAGCAGCUUCAAAGGUUGGUGGAGGAUAAUGAUGAAGAUGAAGCUCAGUCCUUACAGCUUCAUCACAGUCAAAGUGAGGAGAACAGAGGGGCGGAGCUUGUAAGUCAACACAUCACAGAAGCUGAUGGAGAGCAUUGUGAAGAUAUAAAGUCAGAACCAGACAGCAUCUUUGCUCCACUGUCAGACAUGGACCACAUGAUGUCACACUCUUCUGAUCACAGUGACCACAUCCAAAAACCUUUGGAGAGUAAAAAUGACUCCAAAGGUGAUACGAGACAUCACACUAACAACAAACACUUUGACUGCUCUGAAUGUGGGAAAUCAUUUAGACUGAAGACUGAUUUUACAAGACACAAGAGAAUACAUACUGGAGAGAAACAUUUUACUUGCUCUGUUUGUAAAAAAAGUUUCUCCACAAAGCAACACAUGACCACACACAUGAGAACACACACCGGAGAGAAACCUUUUACUUGCUCUGUUUGUAAGAAGAGUUUCUCCAUUAAGCCUGCCAUGACCACACACAUGAGAACACACACUGGAGAGAAACCUUUUACUUGCUCUGUUUGUAAGAAGAGUUUCUCCAUUAAGCCUGCCAUGACCAGACACAUGAGAACACACACUGGAGAGAAACUUUUGUCUUGCUCUGUUUGUAAGAAGGGUUUCUCCACGAAGCAACAUAUGAUCACACACAUGAGAACACAUACUGGAGAGAAACCUUUUACUUGCUCUGUUUGUAAGAAGUGUUUCUCCAGAAAGCCUGACAUCUCCACACACAUGAGAACACACACUGGAGAGAAACCUUUUACUUGCUCUGUUUGUAAGAAGAGUUUCUCGACAAAGUCUAACAUGUCCUCACACAUGAGAACACAUAAUGGAGAGAAACCUUUGACUUGCUCUGUUUGUAAGAAGACUUUCUCCACAAAGCCUAACAUGUCCGCACACAUGAGAACACAUACUGGAGAGAAACCUUUUACUUGCCCUGUUUGUAAGAAGCAUUUCUCCACAAAUCUUGUCAUGACCAGACACAUGAGAACACACACUGGAGAGAAAGCAUUUAGUUGCACUGUGUGUGAUAAGACGUUCUGGCAUAAGUAUCAGGUCAGUAAACACAAGUGUGUAACAGUCAUGGAAGCUGCAGCAGCGAGGGCAGCCCUGUCGGCCUCUGCCUGUCUGCGAACUGAGGAGGUUCUAGAAUUACUAGAACCAGACCACGUCCAGCAGCAACCCCAUAUUAAAGAGGAAGAGGAGGAUCCACAGCCCCCCCACAUGAAAGAGGAAGAGGAGGAAGUGUGGAUGAGUCAGGAGGGAGAGUGUCCUGUAGGGCAGGAGGAGGCUGAUGUCAGCAAGUUUCCACUGACUGUUGUCUCUGUGAAGACUGAAGAGCAUGAAGACAAACCACCUGAGUCCUCACAGCUUCAUCACAGUCCAAACCUCGAUGAAGAACAUCUACCUCAUGAGCAGGAGGUGGAACCACAGUACCCCCACAUACACAAGGAAGAAGGGGUACCACAUUCCCAACACAUCAAAGAGGGAGGAGAGGAGCCACAGCCCCCCCACAUUAAAGAGGAAGACGAGAAGCCGCAGACCCAUAAUGUUAAACUGACCCUUCACAUUAAAGGGCAAGCGGAGGACCCACUGAACUUACACAUCAAAAAGGAAGAGGAGGACCCACUGACCCCCAACUUUAAAGAGGAAGAGGAGGACCAAGAGGCGCCGCACAUUAGAGAGGAAGAGGAGGAAGAGGGCAUCAGUCAGCCUAAAUGGUUGGAGGAGUUCCCAGUGACUGGUGUCCCUGUGAAGAGUGAAGAGGAUGAGGUGAAAGGUGAAAGUGAGGAGAGGGGAGGGGGGGAGCCUCCAAGCAGCAGCUCAACACAACACAUGACAACAGAAGCUGAUGGAGACCACUGUGGAGGAUCACAAGCAGACAAGCUCUUAGCUCCACUAUCAGAUAGUGAGGACACAACGUCACACUCUCCUGACACUGAUGAUGAAGACUCUAAAGAUGAUAAGACAUGUCACACUGACAACACUCACUUCACUUGUUCUCACUGUCACAAAACCUUUAAAUACCAUAGUUCUCUGAAAUUACACAUAAGAUCACACACUGGAGAAAAACCUUUUUCUUGUUCACUCUGUAGUAAAGGUUUUACACAACGUCAACAUGUGAAAGAACACAUGAGAACACACACUGGAGAAAAACCUUUUUCUUGCUCAGAAUGUGGUAAAGGUUUUGUUCUCAGUGAACAUUUGAAAGUACACAUGAGAACACACACCGGUGAAAAACCUUUUUCCUGUUCAAUCUGUGGUAAAGAUUUUACACAAAGUAAUAAUUUGAAAAGACACAAGAGAACACACACUGGAGAAAAACCUUUUUCCUGUUCGACCUGUGGUAAAGGUUGUACAAGCAGUACAGAUGUGAAAGGACACAUGAGAACACACACUGGUGAAAAACCUUUUUCUUGUUCAAUCUGUGGUAAAGGUUUUACACAAAGUCAGGAUGUGAAAAGACACAUGAGAACACACACUGGUGAAAAAACCUUUUCAUGUUCAACCUGUGGUAAAGGUUUUGCACAAAGUAAUCAUUUGAAAAGACACAAGAGAACACACACUGGAGAAAAACCUUUUUCCUGUUCGACCUGUGGUAAAGGUUUUACAAGAAGUACAGAUGUGAAAGGACACAUGAGAACACACACUGGUGAAAAACCUUUUUCUUGUUCAAUCUGUGGUAAAGGUUUUACAACAUGUACAUAUGUGAAAGUACACAUGAGAACACACACUGGUGAAUAAUCACAUUCCUGUUGAAUCUGCAACAGAAGCUUUGGUGAACGAUCAAGCCUUGUAGCACACAUGAGAAGACACCCAGGAGAGAAAGUGUUGAGUUGCAGUGUGUGUGGUGAAAGAUUGUCUUCUAAGUACCAGUGUAAGAAACACAAGUGUGCUGGUGAGAACAGCAGCAGCAAAUGAAACUGCAGGAUUUGAAAUAAACUGUCCAGGCUUUCAUUUUGACUUUCUAACAACAUCAGCACAUAUAACAUGUGUGACAUUGUUGUUUGUCCAACAAUCUUUUUAAUAUGCUUCUACAUUUAUAGAUUGGAUAGUUUGAAAUAUUGAAGUGUGACAUAUAUGUAUUUGUAAUUAUUAAUCAUUCUAUAGAUUAUCACCUUUAUAUGACAUACAUAUUUACUGGUUCACAUCUGAAACAUCUUCUGGACCACUUCAGGAAGCAUAUUAUUAUUUACUUUAUACAUCAUUUGAACAGUUGUCUUUUAUACAAUUUUAAAAUGUGUGACUUUAUGAAUCAUUUGUUGGGUCUCUGUAAUCCAUUUUAUUAAUCAUCUUUACUACUCUCUUUUGUAAUAUGAUGAUUGUGUUGUGAUUUUUUUAUACUUUAACUUAAUAUGUAUGUACUUGUACGUUUAUGCAAUAAAAAGUGAGAGAAAAUGG
Messenger RNA from Nerophis ophidion (straightnose pipefish), 3828 nucleotides. Its product is annotated as oocyte zinc finger protein XlCOF8.4-like. The coding region runs from base 1 to 3171 and encodes 1056 amino acids. Gene Ontology annotation, biological process: negative regulation of transcription by RNA polymerase II; regulation of immune system process; regulation of cytokine production. The record is from RefSeq and is a predicted model, not a curated record. The transcript has 6 exons. NCBI's taxonomy places the organism in Eukaryota, Metazoa, Chordata, Actinopteri, Syngnathiformes, Syngnathidae.